AUGUACAUCCAGCGGCGAGCCAGCGACGACGCCGGCAGCGAGUCCAACCUCUACUUUGUACGUAUCUUCUCUUCGAUCAAUCAAUCAAUCAAUCAAUCAAUCAGCCGACGAGAGACACUGUCUAACAGCCUGCAGGUCGCCAUCAUCGUCCUCGCGCUCGUCGUGGCCUUCAUCACCGCGUUCUUCGUCCUGCGUCACCUCCGCCGCCGCGACUACCAGCCCCGAUUCAUCCCAGGCCGCUACCUCAAGGGCCUCUGGCAGCGAUGGACUCCGGGCACAUCGUCAUCAUCCUACAACGCCGUGCCCAACGGGACAAACAGACGGCUGGCCCAUGAAGCCCUUAAUGGAGCAGACGAUGGCCAGCAGGGCCAGCACCAGGCUGCCGUCGACCGCAACACCUCCGUCCGCUCCGUCAUGACUCUGCCAUCCUACACCCUCACCCCCAAGGCCAGCGAGCGCGUGAUAGCCCGUGAAGGCGAGCGAGACGGCAUGGACGUCGUCAUCGAGUUCCCCGAGACCGCCGAGGAGGAGGAAGCCAACCGUGAGGAGCAGAUGGAGUCCCUGUAUCAGAUCCGUCUGGCGCGGCGGCGAGAGAUAGCGGAGCGCGAGGAGCUCCGGCAGCAGCGUCGAGAGGCCCGCGAGAGAGGCGACUGGGCCCGGCUGGAGGAGCUGCGCAGGGAGAGCCGCGCGAGGGCUGAGGCAGGCCGGCUGGUCUCUUCAGCGGACGGCGGUGCGUCUCCCAACGGCAGCGCAGCGAAUGUCUCUGCCGCCGUGCUGCUGGCCGAACACCAGUCUCGCAACCGGGGCAGGAGGGUGUCGAGCGUCUCCUACGCUGAUAUCGGGCAUGUCAGACACGACGGGACGAGACUCACGUCUGGCUCUCACUCGCCGGACUCGGACUCGCGGGCCCUGCUGGACUCUGCGGCGGGCAUGGGGAUGAUGGGCCACUCGCAUCAGCGCACCACAUCGGCCUCUUCGUUGCUCUCGCAGACCUCUGUACACUCGGACGUUUCCUCCCUGGGCACCGCGGGACCAGAUUUGGGCAUCAAUUCCAUUCCACCGCCGUAUGACGAUGCUAUCAGUGAGACGGGCACUGCUAAUGGUACUGCUAAUGGCUGGGGGGAUGCACCCCCGUAUCAGCCAACACCUCCCAAUGAAACGGCCAGCAUAGUCACUCAGGAAACAGACAGAGAAAGAGAAGCAGCUGAGCCUGAAGGAAGACCCCCCGAGCAGCCUCCUCGUCUGCCGCCGCUGUCUACCUUGCCCAGCAUCGCCAUAGAAGUGGCCACGCCUACGACGAGUGCGCCCCCGACCCCUAUAUCCCAUCUCCAGGCCCCUUCGCCCGUCCACACCCCGACCUCUGCUCCCAGGUAG
Molecule: messenger RNA, 1374 nt
Organism: Trichophyton verrucosum HKI 0517
Lineage: Eukaryota; Fungi; Ascomycota; Eurotiomycetes; Onygenales; Arthrodermataceae
Exons: 1
Coding region: 1-1374 (457 amino acids)
Source: RefSeq, a predicted model, not a curated record